Penicillium maclennaniae is the source of this 1296-nucleotide messenger RNA. Its product is annotated as non-ribosomal peptide synthetase. Gene Ontology annotation, cellular component: cytoplasm. Bases 1 to 1296 code for a protein of 431 amino acids. Gene Ontology annotation, biological process: amino acid activation for nonribosomal peptide biosynthetic process; secondary metabolite biosynthetic process. NCBI's taxonomy places the organism in Eukaryota, Fungi, Ascomycota, Eurotiomycetes, Eurotiales, Aspergillaceae. Gene Ontology annotation, molecular function: phosphopantetheine binding. The record is from RefSeq and is a predicted model, not a curated record. The transcript has a single exon.
AUGAGACUGGAAGACCCCGCGGAAGCCAUGAAAGGAGAUAUCCUCAGCUCGGCUGGAAUUGAUGAUUUGACUGUCCAAGACAUUCAGCAAUUGGAACAAUGGAAUGGUCACUUUCCAGACGCUGUCGAUUCUUGUGUCCCAAAGGUCAUCCAUGAUAGGAUUCGAACUCAACCUAAUGCACCUGCGGUUUGCAGUUGGGAUGGCGAGUUUACCUACGCCGAGGUUGGAGCAUUGUCUACGAGACUAGCUCUUGGGCUUCUCAGUGGCCCCCAUAAAGAUGACAUUCAGCCAGGAAAUUUUAUUCCAAUUUGCAUGGAGAAAUCACGAUGGGUUCCUGUUGCAAUUCUCGGCAUUCUUAAGGCUGGGGCUGCAUUUGUCAUUCUCGAUUGCAAUCAUCCGCCAGAACGGUUGCAGUCUAUAUGUCAGGAUGUCAAAGCAGCUCUGGUACUUACAUUGGCCAAUCAGUCAGAAAUAGCCUCGACACUUGCGCCCGCCUCUUUGAUUGUUGGGCAAAACCUAUUCCAAGAGGAAAGUAGCGAAGAUCUAUAUGAGCAGUCACCGUGUCCCAACAUCUCAUCGAGUAGCCCCUUUUGGGCGGUAUUCACAUCGGGGUCGACGGGAAAGCCCAAGGGCGCGAUAAUUUCGCAUUCGGCAUUCGUAACAGGAGCAUUGCCGAACAUAGAGCUACUCGAGCUUGGGCCGAAAGUUCGCGUGUUUCAAUUCGCCUCCUAUGCGUUUGACGUCGGGGUCAUGGACAUGCUCUUCACUUUGAUCGGCGGUGGUUGUAUCUGCAUUCCAUCCGAGUGGCAGCGACAAAAUGAGCUUUCCAAAACGCUCACCAAUUUACAAGCAAAUUGGGUCUCAUUCACGCCCUCUUUGGCACGCAUUCUGAGCCCAAAGAGCCUGCCAACUCUCGAUUGUCUUCUCCUGGCGGGAGAGGCGGUGACACAGAGUGAGAUCGACCUGUGGAGUUCGCAUGUUAAGCUGAAAGUCGCAUACGGCCCAUGCGAGGCAGGUGGAUGCAACACGACCAUUGUACCCGAUUUGGCUCAAGCGCCUGGUCCAGCGAACCUUGGGCAGUCGCCGGCCUUGUGCUGCUGGGUGGUGGACCCUCAGGACCAUCACAAGCUCAUGCCAGUGGGUGUGGAAGGAGAGCUGUUACUCGAAGGCCAUGCACUUUCAGAGGGCUAUAUAAAUCAGCCACAGCUGACAGCAGCGACUUAUAUCGAUCCCCCCCGCUUGGAUGGCCCAGGUCAGACGCUCAAAGACUGGGAGGAAGCUGUACAAGUGUGGUGA